Messenger RNA from Paramuricea clavata, 1257 nucleotides. NCBI's taxonomy places the organism in Eukaryota, Metazoa, Cnidaria, Anthozoa, Malacalcyonacea, Plexauridae. The record is from the annotation of a GenBank genome assembly.
AUGGAUGCAGUUGCAAUCACAAAUGCUUCUGAUGAGCUUUUAAAAGAAAUGGGCCUCUCAAAGGCAGGAGAUCGUCUAAGUUUAAAAGGUUUCUGUGCUAUCAAGAAGAUGAAAGCAGUUCACAAGAAGGAAAUAAGAAUAGAAAAAGAGCACUGCUAGAGGCAUUCCUUUCCAGAAAGAAGGAAAAAAAAUAAAGCCAAAAGUAAAUCUAAAAACAGUACUUCUUCAAUAAAAGAGCCACUAAAACCAAAAUUCAAAAAGGUUUACCUUGAAUGGAAACAUUUCAAGGAACAGGAGCAAGCUUACACACUUGUGCCUCUGGUCAAAGGAGGAGGAAGUCGAGUGGUAGAAAUGCCAUUAACUAGUUGUAAGACGGACAUAUACCAAACUUGUAAGAAUCUGUUUUUCCCUGAGGGGAAUUCUAUAUUUGGAAAUGAGGAUGAUAUGCUGUUUAGUCUGACUAACUUUAAAGGUGAGAAGGUUGAAGAAUCUAUUAAAGUUGGAAGAGAAUUUAUACCAUUUAACUUGUGUAACUACAUGGAAGCACACAAAAUUAGAACUGUUAGACUGUAUUUACAAUCCAGGAAGAUUGAUGGCAGUGAUGAUGACGAUGAUCUCUUAUCCAGUGUAUUUGAUCAUGACCUCAAUCAAGAAGGCUCACUGAUUGGCUCCCACAUUGAGAGGCAGUCUCUUGUGUCCCGUAAUCAAGAAAGCUCGCUGAUUAACUCCACCCUGGAUAUGCAGUCUCUUGUGUCCCCAAAUCAAGAAAGCUCACUGAUUGGCUCCACCCUCCAGAGGCAAUCUCUUGCAUCAGAACAAGACAAGGAGUAUCAAGAGUCGCUGAAAGCAGAUGAAAGAAAAGCUGCCUCACGUGAAAGAGAGAACCAAGAAUCAAAGCGCAAAAAGAGAAUUCAGAAUGCUAGAGCAGAUAGAGUGGUUCCCGAGCCUGAUGAUGAGUUUGUGACUGUCAAGGUCAGGCAUAUCACAAUGGGUUUGCAAUCUAGAAAGUUUCCAAAAACCUCUCGCAUGGCAGCUGUGUAUGACUGGGCUGGUUCCCUCAGCCCAGAUCCAGAGAACUUUACAAUCUAUCAUUUGGGGGUGGUGCAAAAACCAAGUGAAGAAUUAUCUGACAAGUGUACCUAUUUAAUGGUUGAAGAAGAGCAUGGAACCCCAGGACUGUUAGAAUCGGAUGAUGAAGUGCAGUUUUUGGGAUUUGGAACUGUUAGUAAAAACAAUAACGAGCCCCUGCCUGAGUAA